Suhomyces tanzawaensis NRRL Y-17324 is the source of this 564-nucleotide messenger RNA. It is a transcript of the gene ISU1, whose product is annotated as iron-binding protein. The record is from RefSeq and is a predicted model, not a curated record. NCBI's taxonomy places the organism in Eukaryota, Fungi, Ascomycota, Pichiomycetes, Serinales, Debaryomycetaceae. The transcript has a single exon. Gene Ontology annotation, molecular function: ferrous iron binding; 2 iron, 2 sulfur cluster binding. Gene Ontology annotation, biological process: iron-sulfur cluster assembly; intracellular iron ion homeostasis. Gene Ontology annotation, cellular component: cytoplasm; mitochondrial matrix. The coding region runs from base 1 to 564 and encodes 187 amino acids.
AUGUUCAGAUCAGUCUUAAGAACAAGUGCUAUACAAGCCUCCAGAUCCGCCUCCAGACCCAUAAUAGGCAGAGUCGGUCCUGCCAUUUCUGCUCCCGUUUUCAACGUCUCUUCCGUCAGAAGCUACCAUGAAAAAGUGUUGGAUCACUACCAGAACCCAAGAAACGUGGGUACCUUGAAUAAGAACGACAUCAACGUCGGCACCGGCUUGGUCGGUGCUCCAGCCUGUGGGGAUGUCAUGAGAUUGCAAAUCCAGGUCGAUGAAGAGACUGGCACCAUCAAGGACGUCAAGUUCAAGACGUUCGGGUGUGGUUCCGCCAUCGCUUCAUCUUCGUACGUGACCGAAUUGGUCAAGGGAAAGACCUUAGAAGAGGCCUUGAAGAUCAAGAACACUGCCAUUGCCAAGGAGUUGUCGUUGCCCCCAGUCAAGUUGCAUUGCUCGAUGUUGGCUGAGGAUGCCAUCAAGUCUGCUGUCAAGGACUACAGAGCCAAGAGAUUGGUCAAGAAGCCCACCUUGGGCCCUGAAUCCGAGGUUGCUGCCUCCGGCUCCUCUGCAACUGCCUAG